AUGAGGGUCUAUCAGCGUCUGGAGGAGGGAGGAUCAUUGAGACUCAUCACUCAUGCCUGGAGUGGCGGCGGAUGUAUGAGCGACUGGAGGAGGGAGGAGAGGAGCGAGUCUCCGUUACUCUCCCCACCUUUACCCCGGUCCUCCUACCUUCGUCCCCCCCUUCCCGCCCCUUCUCCUCCCGUGCAGCUCAUGCCUGAAGUGGCGGCGGGUCUCAUGCCUGGAGUGGCGGCGGGUGUAUCAGCGCCUGGAGGAGGGGGGAGCGGAGCCAUGGGCGGUGGACACUCUGGGCUGGGGCUUCUCAGACACCACCAAGGAGCCAUGGGCAGUGGACUCUCUGGGCUGGGGCUUCUCCGACACCACCAAGGAGCCAUGGGCAGUGGACUCUCUGGGCUGGGGCUUCUCCGACACCACCAAGGAGCCAUGGGCAGUGGACUCUCUGGGCUGGGGCUUCUCCGACACCACCAAGGAGCCAUGGGCAGUGGACUCUCUGGGCUGGGGCUUCUCCGACACCACCAAGGAGCCAUGGGCAGUGGACUCUCUGGGCUGGGGCUUCUCCGACACCACCAAGGAGCCAUGGGCAGUGGACUCUCUGGGCUGGGACUUCUCCGACACCACCAAGGAGCCAUGGGCAGUGGACUCUCUGGGCUGGGGCUUCUCCGACACCACCAAGGCACCAUGAAGCAGAGCCAUGGGCAGUGGACUCUCUGGGCUGGGGCUUCUCCGACACCACCAAGGGUGAGGAAAGGGGUUUCAGUGGUGUGCUUGAUAGGGUGGUUUGCUGCUCAUCUUAUGCCGCAGCACCAUGAAGCAGAGCCAUGGGCAGUGGACUCUCUGGGCUGGGACUUCUCCGACACCACCAAGGAGCCAUGGGCAGUGGACUCUCUGGGCUGGGGCUUCUCCGACACCACCAAGGGUGAGGAAAGGGGUUUCAGUGGUGUGCUGAUUGGGUGGCUUGCUGGCACUGUCUUGUUCCAGCAGCACGGAGCAGAGCCAUGGGCGGUGGACACUCUGGGCUGGGGCUUCUCAGGCACCACCAAGGAGGCAGUUGUUCAUAACAUUUCCUCUGUUUCUCUCCACCAUCCCACCAUCCCACCACCACGUGUGAUGGCAGAGCGGGGAAUGCAGUCCUUCUCACUGCAUGUGCUUACUGUCUGUCUCUCCGCCAUCCCACCAUCCCACCAUCCCACCACCACGUGUGAUGUGAUGGCAGAGCGGGGAGUGCAGUCCUUCUCACUGCAUGUGCUUACUGUCUGUCUCUCCGCCAUCCCACCAUCCCACCACUACGUGUGA
Closterium sp. Naga37s-1 is the source of this 1290-nucleotide messenger RNA. The record is from the annotation of a GenBank genome assembly. Lineage: Eukaryota; Viridiplantae; Streptophyta; Zygnematophyceae; Desmidiales; Closteriaceae.